Penaeus chinensis is the source of this 6646-nucleotide messenger RNA. It is a transcript of the gene Dlish, whose product is annotated as SH3 domain-containing protein Dlish-like. Lineage: Eukaryota; Metazoa; Arthropoda; Malacostraca; Decapoda; Penaeidae. The transcript has 9 exons. Gene Ontology annotation, molecular function: protein binding. The record is from RefSeq and is a predicted model, not a curated record. Bases 54 to 1259 code for a protein of 401 amino acids.
GGUCAGUGAGGUGUCGAGACGUGGCAACAUUGUGUUUUGCAGACUACACCAAGAUGGCUUUUCUGUGCCCAGUGAGAAUCCGUCGGAACAAGAAAAAGAAAGGGGCAGGCGGGUAUGUCUCAGAGGGGGAGGAGAAGGUGGUGCGCGCACCAGGACUCGGUCGCAUCACUGGCUCUGCUUCCAUAGAGACGCUGGUGCGAGUUGGCUUGGAGAAGGAGGCGGGCCUCUCACCGGACAGUAAGAUGGUCGUCCUCCAUGAUUUUACCCCCUGUGUUGACGAUGAGCUGGAAGUGAAGAGAGGGAGUGUAGUGAAUGUCCUUUAUCAAGAGAAUGAUUGGGUAUAUGUUAUAGCAGAGCAUGGGCAGCAGGAAGGCUUUAUACCUCAUUCAUAUUGUGCGCCGUAUGGCUCCCAACUUGGGGAGCUGACCAUGAAUCAUAAGAAAAAAAUGCCACGUGACCACAGUUCUAUAGAAGGUGGCGGGGGAGGGGUAGAUACAGACCAUAAUACAACUAUAGGUACCAUAAACUCAGGGGGAACAGAUAAUCCAGGACUAGUGGGUUCAGAUAAUGAGAGUUAUGGCGGAAAGCUAAUUGGGGGACCACCAAACAGAGCGUCAGAUUCCUCGAUUCAGAGCGGGUCGGCUACUCCAGAUAUUCAUCCUUUCUUUAAGAGUGCUACUUUGAUGCGGGAUAUUCACCCAUUCCUUAAGGACCCUGCAGGCAGAUACAUAGUCCUGUACACCUUCAUCGCACGUGACGAAAAUGACGUGAGUGUCGAGAGAGGAGAAUUUGUGACAGUCCUCAAUCGGGAAGAUCCUGAUUGGUAUUGGGUCUUGAGAUCAGAUGGCCAGGAAGGAUUCGUACCCUCAGGGUUUGUGUACCCGGCGGAUGUUAUACAAGACCACCUGGAGCAGGGUGGGGGUACUACGGGUGGCGGAGGUGGCGGUGUGAUGGGGGGCACAUUACACGCUGGGCUUGGAACGGUAGGAGGGCACCAGGUGGGCUAUGGGGCUUCGCAACAUCACAUUAACCCCGGGAACAGCGACGACCUCCGCUUCCACGGAUCGGAGCUGGUUAUGCUGUAUGACUAUAAGGCUCAAGCCCCAGAUGAUCUCUCAGUGAGACGAGGGGAUUGGAUAUAUGCCGACCUCACCAAUCAGACAGUGGAUGGUUGGUUAUGGGCAUAUGCGCCGAAGACUCGCAAAUAUGGCUUCAUACCCAAAGCAUAUGCACGUCCUCCAGCCAUGACCUCUUUAUAGGAUUGCAGCAAGUAUAAUUUUUGUUUUGUGCAACUCAAUGUGCAUGUGUGUGUCUCUCUCUUUCCACUGGGUAAGGCCAGAGCUAGGACAUUAUUAAGGGUACCCAGUGUACUAAAGGAACUAAGAUUCCUUUUGUGCAUGUGUGUCAUGUCAGUGUUACUGUCUCAGUGAUUUCUGUACUAAAGAAUGUGUUGGUCCAUGUUUGUGAAGUCAUACUAUAUGUAACUGAGAUUGUUAUUGAUUUAGAAGGGAUGUAGAGUUAUAGAUGUGAAGGCUUUCAGUUGUAUGUGUGUAUUUUUUCAUCUGUGUUUAUUUUUUUUUAAAUGUGUGUAUGCUUUUACAUAUGUUUUCUUGUCAGGUGUGUGCAUGUGUUUGCAUAUGUGUAUGCAUGUAGAUUUGUAUGUUUUUGCUAUAUUCAUUAUAUAUACACCUUUUUUUCAUAUGUUUGCCUUUUAUUGUCCUCUAUAUCCACUUUUUGAUUUGGAAUUAUAGUGCUUUAGUGUACUAUUUUGUGGAUGGAAAGUAUUGUUUGUCUGUAAGGUGUUAGAGUACAGAGAUCUAUUUGUUAUUCCAGUGUAUGUAAGGCUGUAUAGAAAUUUGUUAUUUUUGAAGUAAGCUUUACUGGUACUGAAAGAAUUUCUACCUGUUUUAGAAAAAAAAGUUUUUGUUUUGAUAGUUUUUAUGGAUAGAGACAUUUAUUUUUAUUUUCUAUUUUUGGCCUUAUAAGGGCAGGUGCCAAAUGAUUGUUUUUUUUAUUGUGUUGCUGACCAACAAACUGGAUUGUUACUCUUAAGCUUUAUUACAUAAAGAAAAAAGAGUCCUCAGAAACCUCAAGAAGGUAGUGAUGGGGACAGUUUUACUCAGAUUCUCUUCAGAAGAUUGGUUCUCUGUAACUGUAAAUGGACUGAAAAGUCAAGUGGAACAGUUUUAUUUUGUAUUUGCCAGAGCUCCUCAACCUCCUCUCCUCUCCAUCAUUGAUGUCAUUAUCUUUGGCUGAUGUCUUAAUCAAGAAAGACAAACAGACUUUUCUGACAUGCCUGUCUACCAGAAAGUUAGCAUCAUUACCUUUUGGCAUUAAUCAUUAUGGUAUUAAGCUAUAGAAAAUAUGGGCAGAUGUAUUUUAUCUCCCAAGAAAUUUUUGUUACAUUCAUGCUAGGUUGAUAUACAUUCUGUGGAAAUCACCAUUACUUCAUGUUUUCCUAUGAGUGCACUAAAGGUCUCCAUUACAGUUUAACAAUAGUUGUUUUGUCUCCUAAUCUGCUAUGAAUAGUAUCUGUCAACCCUUAAUCCAUUGGAUCUGGAUACGUGGUGGCCUGUGCAUUGACGAAGAUCCAGGCAAUAGUCUUACCUGGGUGUGUAGCUUGUAGGCCUGGCCCAUAUGAACACUCAUGUACAGUAUCAAGAUUCCUUGCCUCCUCUUUGCAAUUGUACUAUGUUUUUGGCUGUAAAAGCAUUUUUUGCAGUUUUACCAUUUUCCAAGGUCUACAUUUGUCAUUUGUUAUGUUAUGCUGUAUCAAGAUGGUAAUAGACUGUUUUCCUUAAGCAGACUCCAUAAGUAACGGUGUUAUUUGUAUCAUCUUUCUAUAUUUUUGUAUUAUUCAGUUUUGUGUAACAUACCCUGUGCUGUCAUUGUCAUGGUGGGUAGGAAUGGAAUCCUGAGCAUGGAAACACUCCUCCCUGGAGCCAGCCUCAUCUUAGGAAUAGCUCAUAUAUGUAGCAUUCCUACCUUGUUUACUGGUAGAAAUGAUGCAAGUGCAAAUCAUCCUCUAAGAUCAUUGUGCAUUCAUGAACAUUGUCCUUUCCCAUCACCUAGCCCCUUGGCCAUAUUUUUCACGAAGGCAUGUUCCUGUCACCUGGGCCCUCAGCCAGAUUUUUUUCAUGACAUGACAGUCAUGUCACUGGAUCCAGUUGGUUGAUUUAUAUAAGGAAGAAAAUGUAAGCAGGUGUUCUCAGACUAUGUACUUCUUUUAAAAUAUGUAAUUAAAUAGAUAGAAUAUAAACAAAACAUUUAGAAAAUAUUAUCUUAUCUGCCUUAUUAUUUGUACAUUUUACAUUGGAGUCUCUUGAAACUUUGAACUUAGCUUUGUGACUCCUGGUUGGGAGCAGUCUAAUAAAUCUUUGUCUAUUAUGUCGUCACAGCUCGUGCAUGAAACAAGCUCCGGGCAUUAAGCUUACUUGAGUGGCAUCUCCCCCAGGUGUGUGGCUUGUAGGCCCAGCCUACACAGACACCCAUGUGUGGUAUCAAGACUCCUUGCCUCCUCUUUGCAAUGCUAUUAUACAUAACAGUUUUUUGCUACUUGGCCAUAUUCCAAGGUUUAUAUUUGUCAUUUGUUAAGCUGUAUCAAGAUAACAGUUGACUUUUUCUUGUCAAUUUUUUUAUGGCAUUUAAAUUCCUAAAUGCCCACUGACUCAAAGCUUCCUCCAAGAACUCUGUGCACUCAUCGCACUAUGUGUCCAUCACCAGCCACUUGGUAACAAUAAGACAUGACAUGUCAUUCUGAGCAUCUUGGCCCACUGCCAAUUUUUUUCCUUGAUGUGAAGCUCACAUCUCCCAAAUCCAAUGGAGGGAUUAUAGAUGGGAGAGAUAACUGGCUAGCUAAGUAUUAGAUGGAAAUAUAUGCACUGUAGACUAUCCACUUAUGCUUUGAAGGAGCCUUGACAAAUAGUAAUUUAUGCUGUUUUAAGAGUAAUAACAAGAUAUCUUUGUCACUGUAAAUAUCCAUGAAAUGCUUUUCAGGAGGAGCAGCAGCAAAUGCUGUAAGAAUUUAUGUUUGAACACAAAUUUUUGUUGCCAUAUUUUGUUUUGCUUUCAACAAGAUAUUGCAUAUAUUUUCUUUAAAAUAUUUGUUUGUGUAAUGUGCUUUUUGUCUUGAGCAUUUUCAAAGUGCCUUAAAUACCAAUGAUAUUAUCAGUUGACUUGUAAUAUGUAGAUUUCAGUGGUAUUAUUCAUUUUAUAGAUGCUAUUGGAGGCAUUGUUGAUAGUGUUUUAAUUUGAAUGUUUCUUACAUGGCAGUUAUUGUUAAAUAAGAUAGAAUUACAAGGCUUGCCAUAAGUGAAAUGUGUGUAUAUAUGUAUGUUCUGUAGAAACAGAGGAGGUAAUAUGUAUUUUUCUGCAUUCUUAUGAUUAAGAUUCCAUAUAUUUUUGUGUAUUUCAUGAUAAAAGUGCUGCAAUUGUAAAUAUUGCUAUAUAGUAGACUUCUUGUAAACCAGAAUUUUUUCUUUAUAUUUCAGUUUUAAAGAUUUACACAUUCAAUGGAUCACUUGAUAUGGAACUGUCCUGAUGCAUAAUGUAGAGAUUUAGCCAAUAAGCUGAAAGAUGAGAUGAGUGUUGUUAUCACACGCAAAUUUUAUUCAGUAAAUUUAGAGUCAUUAUACUGAAGAAAGGCUGUUAGAGUGUGCAUUCUUUGCUAUAUAUGUACAUAUCUUGUCUUUUUAGUGUAUGAAUUAGUAUUCAUUUUUUUACUUUACCACAAGUUAUAUGAUCAAAGGUAUGUUAUAUUCCUAAAUUAUUAGUUCUUGGCUUAUUUGAGAUGGCUGAACUUGGGUUAAAAUGGAUAUCAUAUUCCAUGAUUUUAACUUGGUUGUUUCAGUUGGCAUGAUGAGCAAGAAAUAAUAGGUGCAUGGGAUAGGGUUGAAAGGCUUGGAUUUGAGUGCCAGAUAUUGUGGCAUUAUGUGACCCUCUUUCACUCACUUUUUUAAAGACUUCCCACUACUAAGAUAUAUAGAAAAUGUUAUUACAGCCAUUAUCUGCAAAUGAAAUAUGUUAUAAGGUAGAAUACUUUUGAUAGGAGAAGAGUUACAUCAGUAUUGGCAAAAAAAAAAAAAAAAUAAAUAAACAUCAGGUUAUUCAUGUAAUAUUGCAUAAUGACCUCCUGUAAAGAUCUGAGAGAAAGAGGGCAGUUCUUUACCUACAUACCUCAGUUUUUUUUUUCUGGAAAAUAAUGUAUUACAGAAACCUGCCUCUGUUAAUUUUGUUCAUUUGGGAUCAGAAAUAAGCUUUAUGUAUUUAUUAAAGCUCAAGACCUAAUGUGGGAGGUAAGGGGACAGGAUUAAUGCUAUAGUGUAAUAUGAUACCAUUUGAGGCUUCAAUUGGCCAGAAUUUUUUAUUUAGAUUGGAAGCCUAGGAAUUAGCAGAAUCAUCAAAUGAGGCUGAGGGGAGGAAUUGGACAUUGGGGCUACUCCCAUAUAGAUGGAAUGUCAUAGAUUUCAGGACCAUCGUUUUAGAGACAGGUGGGAAUAUGAGAAGAAAUUGGGGAACUUCAUCUUAUGUGGAUUCUGGAGUAGUUAUUCACACAAACUUUUGAUUUAUUAUAAAGGUUUUUAGAAGUCAUCAUGAGGUUUUCCUUUUUUUUUCCUUCUUUUUCCCUUCAUAUCUUCUUUUUUCUUUCUUUUCCCUUCCAUGAUUUUUUCUUAUUAUUCCUUUUCUAUGAAAUUUUGACAGUGCUGUCAGACUAUAUACAUUAAAAGAGGGGUUAUUAUUUUAUUGAGGUAAUACUAUUUAUUGAGGUAAUACUAUAUCAGGGUCCACAUUAUAUUCUCUCUUCAUUAUUAUGUCACAAGUUUUAAAAGUAAUAUUGCUUUAAUUUUGCACAAUGUCCAAAAAUGAGUAUUCUCACGUAACUGGAGAGGUGUCUUGUAUUAUAGGUUUAAUGUCACUUCCUUGUUGCCAAAGCAGUUUAUAUUCUGUAUUCUGACUUUCCUGCUCUUGUAGUUAAAUAUAUUGAUUAUCUUUUAUAUUUUUCCAAUAACUUUAUAUUUAACAGUCAUUUUUUGUGGAAAAAAAUCUGUUAUGAUGCCCAUAAGUAAUUGUUUUCCCUUUUUUUUUCUUUUUUAAGUGUAAGUGAGUGUGUGUGCAUGUGUGUAUGCGUGCAUAUAUCUACAUGCACAAGCAAAAAUGUGUGUGUGUGUUUGCAUAUAUUUUUGUUUGUGUUUUUGUUUUCUUUUCUUUGGUUUACAUGCUUGUAUGCACAUUCCUCCAGAUUAUUUGAUAUAAUCUAUAACAUUACUGGAAUUCAUUAAAAAGAACAUUCUGUGUUUCAAAUUCUGUUCUUUAUUGUUAACAUGUGACUCAUAACUUGGUCUCUAUUUUCCUAUGUGGAUGUAACAUAAAAAUGUGUAUCAUUGUGAUGGAUGAUAGGAUAGUGUUUUUUUUAUUUUAUUUAUGUUCUAAGGUGGCUCAUGUUUCAUACUUUUUUGUUCUUACAGUAUUUAUUAAGUUUGUUGUGAAUGUUUUCAAUAUUUAUUUUACCUUUAAUUUAAUAGUUUGUUUCAUGACUACUGACAAUGUUUUUUUUUUCUGUUUUUUUUAAUUCAUCACAGUAUCAUUGCUCAUAUAAUAAUUUCCACUUUGUAUAUACUUUUUAUCAUUGAAAUACAUUACUACUAUA